Molecule: messenger RNA, 1080 nt
Organism: Linepithema humile (Argentine ant)
Lineage: Eukaryota; Metazoa; Arthropoda; Insecta; Hymenoptera; Formicidae
Gene: firl
Product: short-chain dehydrogenase/reductase family 16C member 6-like
Cellular component (GO): lipid droplet
Molecular function (GO): oxidoreductase activity, acting on the CH-OH group of donors, NAD or NADP as acceptor
Source: RefSeq, a predicted model, not a curated record
UGAAAAUAGCGAUGACCAACACAUUUGUAGUAAAAAAUACAGGAUAUAAUAGAAUUAUACACACGAUCGUCACAGAUGAAGAAGAUUCAAUGUAUUGUCAAAAAUAUUAAAUUAUGCCGAUUAUUUCUGGAUUUAUCCUUUCUAUCAUUAAAGAUAAGUCUAGCGAUGAUAAUGGCAACUUUCAAAAUAAUUGUACCAUGUCCUAUGAAACGCUUACUAGGAGAAAUUGUUCUUAUCACUGGAGCUGGACACGGUAUCGGUCGUGAAUUGGCUAUUCAGUUAUCUUCGAUGGGUUGUAUAAUUGUUUGUUGGGAUAAUGAUGUUGAAACUAAUCGAUCAACGAUGACAGAAAUAUCGAAAAAUGGUGGAGAAGUUUACGGUUUCGUGGUCGAUGUCUCAAAGAGAUUGGAAGUACGAGAAACGGUGAGAUUAAUGCGAAAAAUUGGCGUGCCGGAUGUGACGAUUCUCAUUAACAAUGCGGCUGUAUUGUGUCAUAAGCCGUACCUCAGUUAUAAUCCGGAUGACGUGGAAAACACAUUCAACGUUAAUGUGCUUUCAAACUUCUGGACAAUAGAAGCAUUUUUGCCGAUGAUGCUACAAAGAGGUAGCGGUCAUAUAGUAGCGAUGAGUAGCAUGUGCGGUAUUUACGGCGUGUCGCAAAAAGUGGCAUAUUGUUCGUCCAAAUUUGCUGUGAGAGGCCUUAUGGAGGCUCUUCAUGAGGAAAUACGGCUAGAAAGAAAGUCUAAUAUUCAUUUUACAACGAUUUAUCCAUUUUAUGUCGAUACAGGAUUAGCGAAAGAUCCUAAAUACAGAUUUCCUUUUAUCUUUGGUGUCGUGACACCGGAAUACGCCGCCCAGGAAGUAAUUAAAGCAAUCCGAAGAAAUUAUACGGAGUAUUCAAUACCGCGAUGUCUUUUUUCUUUGAACGCAAUCAACAGGAUUGUUCCAGAAAGCGUAAUGCGUUUGAUACUGGAUUUCUUGGCAGAUGUCGAUAGAAAACAAAGAGAAAAAGAUAUAAUGAAUUUGUAAUUAGAUUUAACAGCUUAACAAGAAUUAUAUCAAGGAAAAAGAGUUAUAUAA